GGCGGCUUAGCCUGUUUCCGGUAGGACCAGUGGACUCGGCGGCAGAGGCCUUGCGGAACUGGCGUUGUCUGCUGAGCUUUUCUAGACCUGAGCAGACAUGGCGGCGGCUUUUCGGAAGGCAGCCAAGUCCCGGCAGCGAGAACACCGAGAGCGAAGCCAGCCUGGCUUUCGGAAGCAUCUGGGCCUGCUGGAGAAAAAGAAAGAUCACAAACUUCGUGCAGAUGACUACCGUAAAAAACAGGAAUACCUCAGAGCUCUCCGGAAGAAGGCUCUUGAAAAAAAUCCAGAUGAAUUCUACUAUAAAAUGACUCGGGUUAAACUCCAGGAUGGAGUUCAUGUUAUUAAGGAGACUAAUGAAGAAGUAACUCCAGAACAACUAAAGCUGAUGAGAACUCAGGAUGUCAAAUAUAUAGAAAUGAAAAGGAUUGCAGAAGUUAAGAAAAUCGAAAGACUAAAAUCAGAGCUCCAUCUGCUGGAUUUCCAGGGGAAGCAUCAGAAUAAACAUGUGUUCUUUUUUGACACCAAAAAGGAAGUUGAACAGUUUGAUAUUGCAACUCACCUGCAAACAGCCCCGGAACUGGUCGACAGAGUCUUUAAUAGACCCAGGAUAGAGACCUUGCAGAAGGAAAAAGUGAAAGGAGUUACCCGUCAGACUCGACUUAAGACUCGUAAACUUCUUUCUGGGAAGAGCAUUUCCUCGGUGAUUGGACAACCACUGGGCAUGUCCCAGGGGAUACCCCUUCAAGAGAGGCUUAAGAAGGGUCUCGGUGUUGUGCUUGGAGAUUUUUAA
Molecule: messenger RNA, 790 nt
Organism: Carlito syrichta (Philippine tarsier)
Lineage: Eukaryota; Metazoa; Chordata; Mammalia; Primates; Tarsiidae
Gene: UTP11
Product: UTP11, small subunit processome component
Exons: 7
Coding region: 98-790 (230 amino acids)
Biological process (GO): rRNA processing
Cellular component (GO): nucleolus; small-subunit processome
Source: RefSeq, a predicted model, not a curated record